Messenger RNA from Bipolaris zeicola 26-R-13, 462 nucleotides. RefSeq lists its product as uncharacterized. The transcript is spliced from 4 exons. The coding region runs from base 1 to 462 and encodes 153 amino acids. NCBI's taxonomy places the organism in Eukaryota, Fungi, Ascomycota, Dothideomycetes, Pleosporales, Pleosporaceae. The record is from RefSeq and is a predicted model, not a curated record.
AUGGGCAGUUGUCGUGGUAAGGUGGUUGAGGUUGUGCCGCAGAUCCUCGCUUGUACCCUGUCCGAGACAUCAAGACCUCCAGAACCCUGGUCGGCUCAACGGUUACCAGGGCAGGGCUGCCAGAACAUGACACGGUGCGCAGCGAGCUGUGUGGGCGAAUCAGCUGGUGCAUCGACAUCCACCAUUGCGACAUGCGGUAUGAAUGACCUCUACACUAUAUGGUUCCAGAAGGGCGUGGUGAACAAUACUCAAAUUCGGAUUGCGGGUCUGGGAAACGAGACCCUCAAGACUGACUGUCAGUUAUCGUCACAGAUCCAUCGUGGUGAGCGUGGCAAACGACCGCCUUGCGACUCACCAUUGUCCCGCAGCCGCCGUGUACCUACAAUUUGGACAGGGAAUCACCCCAAAGCAAGCAGACAUGGAGAUUGGUUCGCUGGUCUCGAGACACAAACUAGUGCAUGA